Striga asiatica is the source of this 369-nucleotide messenger RNA. NCBI's taxonomy places the organism in Eukaryota, Viridiplantae, Streptophyta, Magnoliopsida, Lamiales, Orobanchaceae. The record is from the annotation of a GenBank genome assembly.
AUGCGUGAACUCCGAUAUUUUGCCUGCUACGCGAAAGGCGGAGUCCGAGCGGCGCCGGACAUGAGCGGACGAUCGGUGGCGGAAGCUUGGUUGGCAAAGUCCCGCAGCGAACUCCGCAAGAAAGUCAAAUUGGAGCGAAACGUGAUGCCGUCGAGGGAGCCACCCCUCGAAGGCUCUCCGAAAGCCUUGAGGAUCUCGAUGCUAACGCCGGCGGCGAGGACAUGGCGGGGGAUGAAAGGUUCAAGCAGCCUGAAGCUAUUUUCUCGCUCUUUUUCCCAGCAAAUAUCACAAGAUCACACCUUUGUUCACUUUCCUUUUAUUGGUGAUGAACAUAUAGUCAGACAACAGAAUAAACAAGAAAGUGAGUAG